GUGAGUAAUUCUGUCAUCAGUGAGCUGCAUCCCCUUCCUGAACUCAGCUGCCAGCCCACAUCUAAAGCAUCUUUGUGUCAGGGACUAACACUUCACAAUCACCCCCUUAGAGGGAAGUGAGAUUGCCAGCGUCCCUCUACCACUUGGAUCUUCUGCUGUUACCUGAAAGGUGGGCCCUCACCGCUGGCAGAUGGCAGCUCUCUCAGUAUUUCUGGAGUUUCUGAAACAAAUACCUCGCUGCCUCAGAAUCUUCUGCACCUGCCUUCUCUUCCUUCAGUUGUGGGAGGUGAACUCAGAUGAGGUCCGGGUGCUGGGCCCUGAAGAGUCCAUUUUGGCCCGCGUCGGGGAAGCGGUAGAGUUCCCAUGUCGCUUAUCAUCAUACCAGGACGCAGAGCACAUGGAAAUCCGCUGGUUUCGGACCCAGGUCUCCAACGUGGUGUACCUGUACCAGGAGCCGCAGGGGCACUCCAGCCUGCAGAUGGCGCAGUUCCGAAACAGGACCUUAUUUGAAGCUUAUGACAUUGGGGAGGGCAGCGUGAAUCUGCACAUCCUUAGCGUGGUUCCCUCUGACGAGGGCCGAUAUGGGUGCCGCUUUCAUUCCCACAACUUCUCUGGUGAAGUCACGUGGGAACUGGAAGUAGCAGGCUCAGGCUCAGACCCACACAUCUCCCUCGAGGGCUUCAAUGGAGAAGGCAUUCAGCUGCGAUGCAGUUCCAGUGGCUGGUACCCCAAGCCGAAGGUUCAAUGGAGAGGCCACCAGGGUCAGUGCCUUUCUCCAGAGUCUGAAGCCAUCACCCAGAAUGCCCAGGGCCUGUUCAGUCUGGAGACAUCCGUGAUUGUCCGAGGAGGCAAUGUGUCUUGUCUAAUCCAGAACCCCUUGUUGCCCCAGAAGAAAGAGUUUGUGGUCCAGAUUGCAGAUGUGUUCCUUCCCAGAACGUCCCCCUGGAAGAAAGCAUUUGUGGGAAUCCUAGUGGUCCUGCCGCUCAGUCUGAUUGUGCUCACCCUGCUGGCGCUGCGGUAUUUUUACAAGCAGCGGAGCUUCCAAGAAAACCGGGUGAAGCAGGGAGAGAAGGUCCGAGAGAAACUUCAGACAGAGCUUGACUGGAGAAGAUCCGAGGGCCAGGCUGAAUGGAGAGCAGCCCAGCAAUAUGCAGUGGACGUGACCUUAGAUCCCGCCACAGCGCACCCUAGCCUGGAGGUCUCCAACAACCGCAAGAGUGUGUCCUCCCGCCUGGGGGUGCCCAGUACUGCAGCCGGCGACCCGCAGCGGUUCUCGGAGCAGACGUGCGUGCUGAGCCGGGAGCGCUUCUCCAGCGGCCGCCACUACUGGGAGGUGCACGUGGGCCGGCGCAGCCGCUGGUUCCUGGGCGCCUGUCUGGAGUCGGUGGAGCGCUCCGGGCCCGCGCGCCUGAGCCCGGCGGCGGGCUACUGGGUGAUGGGGCUGUGGAACCGCUGCGAGUACUUCGUGCUGGACCCGCAUCGCGUGGCACUGGCGCUACGCGUACCUCCCCGGAGGGUAGGCAUCCUGCUGGACUACGAGGCGGGGAAGUUGUCCUUCUUCAACGUGUCCGAUGGCUCGCACAUCUUCAGCUUCACCGACACUUUCUCAGGGGCGCUCUGCGCCUACUUCAGGCCCCGAGCCCACGAUGGCAGCGAACACUCAGAUCCCAUGACCAUCUGCUCUUUGCCGGUUAGAGGGCCACAGGUCCUCGAAGAGAACGACAACGACAACUGGCUACAGCCCUAUGAGCCUUUGGACCCUGCCUGGGCUGGUAAUGAGGCACUGUGAUGACCUCAAGGCCAGGUCCAAGCAUUGUCCUGAACUCCUGGACAGGACAGCGCUUUGCUCUCCUGCAGCCAAAGCAUGCAGAGUCAGAAGACUCUUUGUGUAUCCUGCAAAAGUCGAGAAGUAAUGAUAUUUCAUAAGCAAGGAGUUCACCUUUGGCUCAGAUCCGAAUACAACUUGUAGCGACUUCCUUGAUCAAUUUGUACAUGGAAAUUCAAUAAUGGCAGUGAUGUGGCUGGGGUGGGGUCAGUGGUAGAGGGCUUGCCUAACUUGAGGGAUAGCACACAUCUUCAAGUUCACCAACACUUUCUCCAGGGAAGGGCAUUAGAUCCCCAGCCCAGGAGGAGCAGGAUAAGGAUGGCAAAAAUGCACUAAUAACCGGAAGAUAAACAUACAAGUAACAUUGAACAGACUGAGCAGGCUAUAUUUAGCAAAAUAUACAUAUAUACAUAUACUCACAUAAUAACAUUAAUUUUAAAAGGCCAUGAAUUUGAAAGAGACCUAGAAGUGAUGCAUAGGAGGAUUUGGGGGGAGGAAAGGGAAGGGAGAAAAGAAUGUAAUUUCAUUAUAAUCUCAUAAAAUUAAAAAAUAAAAUAAU
Molecule: messenger RNA, 2384 nt
Organism: Mastomys coucha (southern multimammate mouse)
Lineage: Eukaryota; Metazoa; Chordata; Mammalia; Rodentia; Muridae
Gene: Btnl9
Product: butyrophilin like 9
Exons: 10
Coding region: 191-1789 (532 amino acids)
Biological process (GO): regulation of cytokine production; T cell receptor signaling pathway
Cellular component (GO): external side of plasma membrane
Molecular function (GO): signaling receptor binding
Source: RefSeq, a predicted model, not a curated record